CCAACGCAGCUCAGUUUUCUCGUAUGGAUCACGGCGUGACUUCUCGGCUGUCGUUGUCCUUCUUUAUCAUCACUCCUGUCUCCCUGACGCCGUCUGCCGUUUGAGCGGCUCAUACCAUCGUUUUCGCCUCUUCACUUUUUUCGAUCGCUCUUCUUCAGAAUGGCGGCGGAUGGUGUGGAAGAAACAUGGCCGAUCAAGGACAUCGUGUACACCUCCAUCGUAGGCAUAAUUAUGCUUGCUGCCUUCCUCGAAUGGGUCCUCUGGAUAGCCGCCUUCCUCUACUGUUUGUGGAAGGUAUUUGUCAAAGCCGAGCACUGGACCGUUCGGGUCCUGGCAGUCCUUGUUGGAGUCGCUUUUACGCUGCUCAGGUUCAUCUUCCUCCCCAUUAUGGUCGUGACGCUGCCACUUCCGAGCGUCAUCGCCCGCUUCUGGCCCCCAGCCAUGGUCACGUUCCUCCAGUGGUUCGCUUUCUGGAGUUUUGCCGGUCUCCUGACAAUCCCCUGGUUGUUCUGCGUCUACCAGAUCGUCACGCAUCAGCUCGGGAGAACGAAGCGCAUUAAGCAGGUCCUUGACGAGGUAUCCGCUCCCAAGGUCGUUAUCGUGAUGCCUUGCUACAAGGAGGAGCCGGACGUCCUGAUCACCGCCAUCAAUUCCGUUGUCGACUGCGACUAUCCGCCUUCCUGUAUCCACGUCUUCCUCUCCUUUGACGGAGACCAGGUGGACGAGCUGUAUCUCAACACCAUCGAGAAGCUCGGUGUCCCGCUGACGCUCGAGUCGUACCCCAAGAGUAUUGACGUGACGUACAAGGCCGCCCGCAUCACCGUCUCGAGGUUUCCCCAUGGCGGGAAGCGGCAUUGCCAAAAGAUGACCUUCAAGCUCAUCGACAAGGUCUAUGAGAAGUACCUCAAGAGGAAUGACAACCUCUUCAUCCUCUUCAUCGACUCGGACUGCAUCCUCGACAGGGUCUGCCUGCAGAACUUUGUCUACGAUAUGGAGCUGAGCCCGGGCAACCGGCGGGAUAUGCUGGCCAUGACGGGUGUCAUCACAUCAACCACGAGGAAACACAGCCUCAUCACCCUCCUCCAGGAUAUGGAGUACGUCCACGGCCAGCUCUUUGAACGGACGGUCGAGUCCGGCUGCGGCGCCGUCACCUGCCUUCCGGGCGCCCUGACGAUGCUCCGCUUCUCGGCCUUUCGGCGCAUGGCCAAGUAUUACUUUGCCGACAAGACUGAGCAGUGCGAGGACCUCUUCGACUUUGCAAAGAACCACCUGGGCGAGGACCGCUGGCUGACCCAUCUGUUCAUGAUCGGCGCCAAAAAGCGGUAUCAGAUCCAGAUGUGCACGUCCGCCUUUUGCAAGACCGAGGCCGUCCAGACGGUGCGGUCGCUGAUCAAGCAGCGCCGCAGGUGGUUCCUGGGCUUCAUCACCAACGAGGUUUGCAUGUUGACCGAUUGGCGGCUGUGGAGGCGGUAUCCAAUCUUGGUCCUCGUCCGGUUCAUGCAAAACACCAUCCGCACCACCGCCCUGCUCUUCUUCAUCAUGGUUCUGGCGCUGUUGACCACGUCCAAGAAGGUCAACGAGCUACCAGUCGGCUUCAUCGCCAUCUCGCUCGGCCUGAACUGGCUGCUGAUGAUAUACUUUGGCGCCAAGCUCCGCCGUUUCAAGAUCUGGCUCUAUCCCAUGAUGUUCGUCCUCAAUCCCUUCUUCAACUGGUAUUACAUGGUCUAUGGCAUCUUCACGGCCGGCCAGCGCACAUGGGGCGGCCCGCGCGCCGACGCAGCCGCGGCCGAUGCGAACACCACCGCUCAACAGGCCAUCGAAAAAGCCGAGCAGACCGGCGACGACCUCAACAUCGUGCCCGAGUCUUUCAUACCCGCAGCCCAAAAGCGCGCAGAGGCCGAGCUCGCCGCCCAAGGCGCCCAAGGCGCCCACACCGACGGCGACCUAGACGAGGACGAGGAUAAGCAGGAUACCGGGAGGAACAAGCGAAGCAGGAGUACCCGGAGAUCUGGCACCAUCACCGGCAUCGACACCGGCGCCAGCACCGGCGGCGCCCUCCUCCUCCCUCCUGACCAAGUCGACGGCCGCUUUGCGGCGCCCGAGCGCACCGCAUCCGGGUGGUACCACCACCCGGACGACUCCGUCUUCACCCUCGCCACCCCUUCCUUCUUCGAGAGCAGCGCCUCGCCCAUCACGGACACUAACACCAACUACAACCGCUUCAUCUCCCUAAACGAGGCUGAGACCGGCAGGAACUAUUUUAGCAGCAGUAGUAACUACAGAAACAUUCACAACAACGAGGACUCUAGAUAUUCGUUCGACAGUGGUCUCUCGGGACCGCACGGGGACGACGGCAACGGCAACGGCAACGGCAACGGCAACGGCAACGGCAACGGCAGCGGCAAGGAUGUGGCGGUGUACAUGCCCCAAACCGUCGAGAGCAUCAUGGGAGAGGAGGACCGGCGCAAGUACGAGCUCGCGCAGGCGAGUCAGGUCCGGCAGCUUCUCGCCAUGCGCGAGUCGCGCGUAUGGAGGAGACUGUCGCAGCGGCAGCGGCGGCGGCGGCAACAGGAGCGCGGCUACGUGGUCGAGGUGGGGGACGAUGACGGCGGGAACCGGCAGCGGCCGCAGCAGCAGCAACAACAACAGCAACAGCAACAGCAACAACCGCGAGGAGAGGUCAGCUUGCUGGACGGGAGUGUUGCUGCUGAGGGUGGGAGGCGGCCUCUUGUCCCUCAUCCUCCUUCUCCCCACUCUCCUCCGCAGCCGCCUCAGACCGCCGGGGCGAGGUCUGGGAGGAGCCCACUGGGAAGGGCGAGCUGGACGCGACCAACCACGGCAGACGACCUAGAGGCGGCAAUGGGGACAUCUCCGACCCGGGAGCCGGGACCUAAUGGCGGCGCCUCGUCGUCAAGAGACAGAUCUGGGAAGACGGCGAGGUAGCGGUAGUCGUUCAACAGGGGUUUUGGAUACUAGAUUGUCUAUGGGCUGCUCUUUGUUGUUCGUCUCUUCCAAAUGGUUCGGAUGUAC
Messenger RNA from Thermothelomyces thermophilus ATCC 42464, 3030 nucleotides. RefSeq names its product glycosyltransferase family 2 protein. The record is from RefSeq and is a predicted model, not a curated record. The transcript has 3 exons. Gene Ontology annotation, cellular component: cell septum; cell periphery. The coding region runs from base 160 to 2943 and encodes 927 amino acids. Gene Ontology annotation, molecular function: chitin synthase activity. NCBI's taxonomy places the organism in Eukaryota, Fungi, Ascomycota, Sordariomycetes, Sordariales, Chaetomiaceae.